Haliotis rufescens (red abalone) is the source of this 1806-nucleotide messenger RNA. RefSeq names its product kinetochore protein SLK19-like. Lineage: Eukaryota; Metazoa; Mollusca; Gastropoda; Lepetellida; Haliotidae. The record is from RefSeq and is a predicted model, not a curated record. The transcript is spliced from 3 exons. The coding region runs from base 1 to 1806 and encodes 601 amino acids.
AUGGCACCAGGUGUUCAACAAAAGGUGUUUGUAUUCUGCCUUGAGGCCUUUAAUGCUGAUGCAGUGAAUGAUGUGAAUGUGGGUGUUGAAUUGUUAAAGGAUGCAGUGAAUGAUGUGAAUGUGGGUGUUGAACUGUUAAAGGAUGCAGUGAAUGAUGUGAAUGUUGGUGUUGAACUGUUAAAGGAUGCAGUGAAUGAUGUGAAUGUUGGUGUUGAACUGUUAAAGGAUGCAGUGAAUGACGUGAAUGUAGGUGUUGAAUUGUUAAAGGAUGCAGUGAAUGAUGUGAAUGUUGGUGUUGAACUGUUAAAGGAUGCAGUGAAUGAUGUGAGUGUAGGUGUUGAACUGUUAAAGGAUGCAGUGAAUGAUGUGAAUGUUGGUGUUGAAUUGUUAAAGGAUGCAGUGAAUGAUGUGAAUGUGGGUGUUGAAUUGUUAAAGGAUGCAGUGAAUGAUGUGAAUGUUGGUGUUGAACUGUUAAAGGAUGCAGUGAAUGAUGUGAAUGUGGGUGUUGAACUGUUAAAGGAUGCAGUGAAUGACGUGAAUGUAGGUGUUGAACUGUUAAAGGAUGCAGUGAAUGAUGUGAAUGUAGGUGUUGAACUGUUAAAGGAUGCAGUGAAUGAUGUGAAUGUUGGUGUUGAACUGUUAAAGGAUGCAGUGAAUGAUGUGAAUGUUGGUGUUGAACUGUUAAAGGAUGCAGUGAAUGACGUGAAUGUAGGUGUUGAACUGUUAAAGGAUGCAGUGAAUGAUGCGAAUGUAGGUGUUGAACUGUUAAAGGAUGCAGUGAAUGAUGUGAAUGUUGGUGUUGAACUGUUAAAGGAUGCAGUGAAUGAUGUGAAUGUUGGUGUUGAACUGUUAAAGGAUGCAGUGAAUGAUGUCAAUGUAGGUGUUGAACUGUUAAAGGAUGCAGUGAAUGACGUGAAUGUAGGUGUUGAACUGUUAAAGGAUGCAGUGAAUGAUGUGAAUGUUGGUGUUGAACUGUUAAAGGAUGCAGUGAAUGAUGUGAAUGUUGGUGUUGAACUGUUAAAGGAUGCAGUGAAUGACGUGAAUGUAGGUGUUGAACUGUUAAAGGAUGCAGUGAAUGAUGCGAAUGUAGGUGUUGAACUGUUAAAGGAUGCAGUGAAUGAUGUGAAUGUUGGUGUUGAACUGUUAAAGGAUGCAGUGAAUGAUGUGAAUGUAGGUGUUGAACUGUUAAAGGAUGCAGUGAAUGAUGUGAAUGUAGGUGUUGAACUGUUAAAGGAUGCAGUGAAUGAUGUGAAUGUUGGUGUUGAACUGUUAAAGGAUGCAGUGAAUGAUGUGAAUGUGGGUGUUGAAUUGUUAAAGGAUGCAGUGAAUGAUGUGAAUGUUGGUGUUGAACCGUUAAAGGAUGCAGUGAAUGAUGUGAAUGUAGGUGUUGAACUGUUAAAGGAUGCAGUGAAUGAUGUAAAUGUUGGUGUUGAACUGUUACAGGAUGCAGUGAAUGAUGUGAAUGUAGGUGUUGAACUGUUAAAGGACGCAGUGAAUGAUGUGAAUGUUGGUGUUGAACUGUUAAAGGAUGCAGUGAAUGAUGUGAAUGUAGGUGUUGAACUGUUAAAGGAUGCAGUGAAUGAUGUGAAUGUUGGUGUUGAACUGUUAAAGGAUGCAGUGAAUGAUGUGAAUGUGGGUGUUGAAUUGUUAAAGGAUGCAGUGAAUGAUGUGAAUGUUGGUGUUGAAUUGUUAAAGGAUGCAGUGAAUGAUGUGAAUGUAGGUGUUGAAUUGUUAAAUGAAGCAGUGAAUGCUGAGAAUUUUGCCUUAGAUUACAACGUGAGACCAGCUGCUGCCUUCCUGCGGUGA